Astyanax mexicanus (Mexican tetra) is the source of this 4802-nucleotide messenger RNA. It is a transcript of the gene nim1ka, whose product is annotated as NIM1 serine/threonine protein kinase a. The coding region runs from base 669 to 1982 and encodes 437 amino acids. Gene Ontology annotation, molecular function: ATP binding; protein serine/threonine kinase activity; tau-protein kinase activity. NCBI's taxonomy places the organism in Eukaryota, Metazoa, Chordata, Actinopteri, Characiformes, Acestrorhamphidae. Gene Ontology annotation, cellular component: cytoplasm. Gene Ontology annotation, biological process: protein phosphorylation; microtubule cytoskeleton organization; intracellular signal transduction. The record is from RefSeq and is a predicted model, not a curated record. The transcript has 5 exons.
GUUUUGCUAUUGGCUGUGGAGAGCGACGCGCACAGCGGCAGGAGACGCGACCAGAGCAGCGCGCGAUGACUGAGGAAUAUCCAACGAUCAGGGAUAUCAGGAUAAAAGUGGAUCUGUUCGUGUUCAAGAGCCGAAUGUGUAGAAUUAAAUCUCUGGCGCUAAAAAAAGUCCAGAUUAAGGGUUAAUCCACACACACACACACACACACACACACUGACUGAAGACAGAAGCAGUGCUAGAACAGAUGGAGGAAUGAGUGUGUGUGUGUACGGAGGGAUAGUGAAGAAGUGUGAGCUUGAGGGCUGAGGAGGACACUGAAGGAGGAAGAGGAAGAGGAAGAGGAGGUGAUGAAGAACUCAACCCUAACUAAACAGCAGAUGCUCCGUCCUCAUCCUUGCCGUGGCUCUGUGGGGUAUUUUUAUCACUGAGGUUGGAGAACAAAGAACAAAUUAAUUCGGGGGCUUUUAGUGCACCUGCCUGAUCUGCACACACACACACAUACACACACACACUGGGUUCUCCUCCUGCAUGUCUGGGAUGUUCCUGACCCUGUGCUGAAAUGGUGGACGGACAGUGUGCUGCAGCUCAUAUGAUGUCCAGCAUGUAGGUAGCCUUCUAGUUCCCACUCUGCUGCCAUGCCGUAAGCCCCCACGUGGCCGUUAGGCAGCAUGACGGCCGUUUACCCAGCCAAUGUGGGGGCCAGCGGGGGCCCAGGUGGCCCUCAGCGGAGCGGCCGCUGGACUCGGCAGGACAGCUCGGACAUCUGCACAGACGACGAGGGUCCGCCGCCCCGCAGGCUAACACCCCUCGAGAAACUCAACCUGGACAUGUGCCAAGAUGACAAGGUGGUCCGGGAAAUGGCGGUGGGGAGACGGAUCGGAUUCUACAAAAUCCGUGGAGAGAUCGGGUGCGGGAAUUUCUCACACGUCAAACUGGGCAUCCAUGCUCUGACCAAAGAUAAGGUGGCCAUCAAGAUUCUGGACAAGACCAAGCUCGACCAGAAGACCCAAAAGCUGCUAUCCCGGGAGAUCUCCAGCAUGGAGAAGCUGCACCAUCCCAACAUCAUUCGGCUGUAUGAGGUGGUGGAGACGCUGACUCGUCUGCAUCUGGUAAUGGAGUAUGCAGGUGGAGGGGAGCUCUACACCAAAAUCACCAUGGAGGGGAAACUGUCUGACAUUGACUGCAAGAUAGUCUUCUCUCAGGUCCUCUCAGCCGUCAAGCACAUGCACGACAAUAACAUAAUCCAUCGUGACCUGAAAGCAGAGAACGUCUUCUACACCUGCAGCACCUGUGUGAAGGUGGGCGACUUCGGGUUCAGCACGGUGAGCCGGCGAGAUGAAACGCUAAACACAUUCUGUGGUUCUCCACCGUACGCAGCGCCCGAACUGUUCAGGGACCAGCACUACACGGGUGUCCAUGUGGACGUGUGGGCUCUGGGGGUCAUGCUGUUCUUCAUAGUGACAGGAACCAUGCCAUUCAGAGCUGAGACAGUGGCCAAGCUAAAGCGCUGCAUCCUGGAGGGGGCGUAUGUGUUGCCGACGUGGGUGCCUGAGCCGUGCCAAAAGCUGAUCCGCGCCAUCCUGCAAACGCAGCCAUCGGAACGCUGCAGCGUGGAGCAGAUGAUGGCCUGCGAGUGGCUACAGCCAGUGGAUUUCCCCAAAGCUGUGGAGCCAUUCAAGCUGGACCCACUGUAUUUAGCUGAGUCAGGGCUUGCUGAGCUGGAGGAGGAUGAGAUUGAGGUGAGGAACGCUUUAGAGACGCUCGGCAUUACAGCGGAACACAUACGCAACAACCAGGGCAAGGACUGCAGGAGCUCCAUCACAGGGGUCUACCGCAUCCUGCUGCACCGGGCGCACAAGCGGCGGGCCAUGGAGAGCAUGCCUGUGGUCACACAUGUAGUGAAUGGGACAGAAGUGAAAAAAGAAAGACUAAAAGCCUACAGAAGCCUCAGACACACGUCCAAACUCUGCAUCAUUCUGUGACUAUGACCACAGGUGGAGUUUUGGGUUUUGGGAGUGAAAUAUGGCAUGAUGUAGCUUUUAAUCCACAGUUUCAUUUUUAUUCCUUACAGUUAAACAGACUGCUUCUGUUACUGUGCCUUUAAAACUAAGCUCUGUUCUAAUCAGCUGUCCUGUAUUGUGCCUUGUUCAAAAAGCAGUCUAGGCUGAACACUCUCCUUAUAACUUUAAUAUGAAUGGGUGGGGCUAAACUGCUGUAGGCUGAAUGGGUGGGGUUAAACUAGAGAACGUAUAGAGAGGAGAGUUACCACUUUAGAUUCUGUUCCAGAUUUUUAAACACUAGAGGGCACGUUAUGAAGCAUUGGAGCAAAUCAGUUUGAUAAUGAUUGAUGUUUACGCUGAAAAUGUAAAACUUAUUUCCUCAACACAGGACAACAUGACACAUUUCAGCACUAAAGACUCAUUUUUAAAGUUUUUAAAUCUAUUUUUUUAUUGUUAAUUUUGGAAAAAUAGAGACCAUUUUAAGCCCCAAUCAUAGGGGACACUCUCACAGUCAUUAUGUAAUAUAAUGGGGGGAAAUAUGAUGUAAACACUCUCGCUAUUAAUCAAAUCUGGUUAAACUCCUGCAGGCUGAAUGGACAUGGCUGGAUUGCAGAAAAUCUAAUUAUAGAAUGUCAAGCUCUAACUGUGCUAUAAAUACAAGGAAUUGUAUUUUAGCAUGUACAAUUUUGGAUAAAAUAUGUAUUUUUAAUCUGCAAAAUUCAUGGCUCUUCCCCAUUUUUUAUUUUCAAACUACACAUUUAAUUACACAUUUGUAGACGGUCAUUAUAUAAUAAUAAUAAUUAUUAUUAUUAUUAUAAAAUAUAGCAUAUAUUCCACUGACAAUUUAACGACCAUAUGUUAAAAUUUAAUCUGUAAUAAACCAAAUACUUUCUUCUGUCAAAUGAAUUUGGAACAGCCAUGAAUUCUUACUGAAAUUGCACAUGCUACAAAAUACUGCCUAGAAGGGAGUGUUAAGAUAUUUUAGUAUUUAUGUGUUAGAAUGUGUUUUUUAAGUGCGCUUCUGAAAAUCUUAUUUCUGAAACUGAGAAACUGUGGAUUAAAAGCUGAAGGGCUAGCCGUAGUAGCGCAAUGAAUGUUCCUUUUGAACACGCACAGACACUUCUACUGAGCCUGCUGGUGGAGUGCCAUUUAUUUAGCUUACGCACAGUAAGUUCCAUAUAUUCUCUUGUUAUGACUGAUGUCAAAAAUGAAGCUUAUCACUGUAGUUUUUUUUUUUCACUUUCUGGUAAAACUGUUUGUUUUAUCUUCUCAGGUGUUCACAGAGGUCAGUUCUCCAGUGGCUGAAUUAAGGCUAACCUGCUAAAACUGCAUGCUAGUCACUUCACAAAAUCUAAUCACUAAAGUUCACUUAAAACACUGCUUUUAAGGAUAACUUAAACUGGGCAGUUAUUUUGAACCAGUUAUUCAGAAAAUCUUGAUAACUAUGAUGCCAAAUAAAAACAGCUGUUUUGUCUGCUAGCUGAACAGAAACUAAAUGAAAUGGAGCACGCUAGAGUGUCUUAAAAGCAAUAAUAUAACCCAACCAGCCUGCGUGUCUGAGAAAAUAAUCACGCUACACUUCAUUUUCACACAAUUACACCAGCAGAAAUAUAAAAAAUGAGGUGUUUAGUUAGGUCUUUGCAGUCAUGCUUUAUCUGUUUUAGCAUGUGCUACUCUGGAUCUGGCCACUAGUGUGUGUAGUUCUUCCCCUCUGUCUGUAAGCUUUGCCUGUGGCUGAAACUCUAAAAAAAAACUCCACUAUUUUCAUAUCAGGAAAGGAGCAUAUGUGAGAUUGUGUUUUUAGGUUUGGUAUACCUCUUCUGUUAUUUGAGAUAUUCCACCAGUACAACUUCUUUUUUGUCCCACUGUGUGAACUGAAUAUCAGAAAUAAUGGUUUUCUUUUAAAACCCAGUAUCUGCCCCUAAAGCUAACAGUGUUAAGAUUCAGAUAUGACAUUUUGUGUUUGUAACAAUAUUUGAUUAGUAUUAUUGCUAGUAGAUUUUAUUUAUUUUACAUACUACAUAUCUGACUCAUGUUUUGCCUAAAAGAAAAUCACAUUAUAAACAAAAACUGGCAUCAUAAAGACCAUUUCUAAAAGCAUAAGCAUGGCUAUAUAAAUUGUAGUCAGUGCUUCUUAUUAAUGUUUAAAAUCAGCAUAUUUUGCAGACAAAAUCAUGUUUACACCAUUUAAGGUCACAUACACCAAUCACUCAUGAUAAUAAUAUUGUGUUCCUUUGGUCAUCAAAACAGCUUUGACCUGUCAGGAUGACAUCUGAUUAGUAUCUGGUCCCAAGACAUUAGCUGCAAGGACUUUAAUUCCUAUAGGUGAUAUGUCCACCCCUUGACUGGUGGAAAUAGUUAAUCAAUGUUCUGUACUUCACCUGGUUUUAAUGUUAUGGCUGAUCUUUAUUUAUGGUUAUGGUGGGAAAUAAAUGCACUGUACUGGUGGAAUAUUUCAGUGUGAAAGCAGCACAGAAGGCCUUCAGUAGAUUGUGGAUGCCUUUCUCUGCAGAAUCACUGUUGUAUGUUGGUUUGUAUGUGUGUCGUCAUGUUCAGUCCUAAAGAUAGAGAAGCUGCUCAGCAGAAACACAAUCAUGUUAGAGAUUAGCAGGGUCAGCAGAGAUAAGACACAUUUUAAAAAGUGCACUUUAGCAACACGACAAUGACUUUCAUUAUUACAGUAGCAUGUUGUUCAAAUUAUUUAUUUAUUUAUUUGUUUAUUUAUUUAUUUGUGAGGCUUGUUGAUUUUUUAAAUGUUUGAUACAUGAAUGCAAUAAAUUCUCUGAUUAGGAUAAUGUGUAU